Molecule: messenger RNA, 600 nt
Organism: Lolium perenne
Lineage: Eukaryota; Viridiplantae; Streptophyta; Magnoliopsida; Poales; Poaceae
Source: RefSeq, a predicted model, not a curated record
CACGACCGACCAUCCUCAACCUCAAGCCACAAACCUCACCACACUAGCUAGCUAGCUUACGCGGCACACAAAUUCAGCAACAAUGGCUCUGGCUGCCCGGAGAAGCGAGAACAGCACGACCGAAGCCGCCGUCCAGAGCCGGUACUUCGUCCCCGCCGGUGCCGGCAACGGCGGGAGGACACCGAAAGGGUACGUUCCGAUAGUGCUGGUCGGCAACGGCGACGAGGGAUGCGCCGAGGAGAGGGUCAUGGUGCACGUCGCCAUGCUCAAGGAGCCGUGCAUGGAGGGGCUGCUGGAGAUGGCUGCGCAGCAGUUCGGGUACGGCCAGCAGGGCGUGCUCAGGAUCCCCUGCGACGCUCGGCAGUUCCACCAGAUGAUGGUUACCGUCCACGGCAAAUCCAGAUCAUAAACUUUGAUCUGCAUAGGUGCAUCAGACGGUUCUUCUGGUUUCCUGAUCUUGUGCUCGGUGAUAUGGAGUAUUAGAAAAGCAAGGCCCGGCUUAAUUGUAUUAGUUGGUGAAAAUGAGUCGUAACAGUAGUGAUAUAGUGCUCAUUCCAUUAUUUGAUCCACUUGUAUACAAAGUCAAUUGGUUUAUAUGUG